Rosa rugosa (rugosa rose) is the source of this 838-nucleotide messenger RNA. RefSeq names its product endo-1,3;1,4-beta-D-glucanase-like. Gene Ontology annotation, molecular function: hydrolase activity. Lineage: Eukaryota; Viridiplantae; Streptophyta; Magnoliopsida; Rosales; Rosaceae. The transcript has 7 exons. The record is from RefSeq and is a predicted model, not a curated record. Bases 1 to 717 code for a protein of 238 amino acids.
AUGUCAGGCCCUCAGUGCUGUUCUAACCCACCAAUUAUCAAGACAAGCUGUGGUUCAGACUCUGCUGAAAAAUUUGGAGGCCUUACUGUCUAUGUCACAGGAUCUCCUAACUCCAAGCGUGCUAUUCUUCUUAUCUCUGAUGUUUUUGGAUAUGGAGCUCCCAACUUGAGGAAGCUUGCAGGAAGAGUUGCCACUUCUGGAUUCUAUGUUGUAGUUCCAGACUUCUUCUAUGGAGAUGCGUUUGUGUAUGACAAUAACAGGCCUCUAGCAGUCUGGUUAAAAGAUCAUGGAACGGAUAAGGGAUUUGAAGAUGCAAAAUCAGUGAUUGACGCUCUUAUACGUCAAGGUUUUUCUGCAAUUGGAGCUGCAGGCUUCUGUUGGGGUGGCAAGGUCGUGACCGAACUUGCGAAGUCUGAGUUCAUCCAAGCUGCUGUGCUGUUGCAUCCUUCAUUUAUAUCUGUGGAUGAUAUUGAGGGGGUUAAAUCUCCAAUUGCCGUACUAGGAGCUGAGAUUGACAACUACUCUCCACCAGAACUCGUGAAAGAGUUUGAGGAGAUAUUAAAUGCUAAACCCGAGGUUGAUAGCUAUGUGAAGAUAUUUCCAAAAGUUGCACAUGGUUGGGCUCUGAGGUAUGAUGUUGAUGAUGAAGCAGCUGCAAAGAGUGCAGAGGAAGCUCAUAAUGACAUGUUGCAGUGGUUUGCUAAGCAUGUAAAGUAAUUACCUCCUCGUUCUGUUUCUGAUGAGAACAAUAUGGAUUCUUAAAAUGGUUGAAUAAUUCUUGGAACUCUGAUCCAAUUCGAAGUCAUGAUAUAUUAAGUAUGAUAUAUUUGAUACCCUG